UUAUCAUUCAUGGCAUCUCGAUUCCCUUACCAGAACUCCAUACAGUCAUCGUUUCAGCAACUGAAAAAUCUACCAUCGACAUCGAAGAGUUAGUACCGAAGGAGUUUCAUCAUCGUCUCCAUAUGUUCAAAGAAUAUGACGCUUCAAUCCUUCCACCACAUCGACCAUCCCAUGAUAUUGAAAUAGU
This is a messenger RNA of Morchella sextelata, 187 nucleotides long. RefSeq lists its product as uncharacterized. The transcript has a single exon. The record is from RefSeq and is a predicted model, not a curated record. The annotation marks the transcript as partial. Lineage: Eukaryota; Fungi; Ascomycota; Pezizomycetes; Pezizales; Morchellaceae.